Molecule: messenger RNA, 349 nt
Organism: Aspergillus candidus
Lineage: Eukaryota; Fungi; Ascomycota; Eurotiomycetes; Eurotiales; Aspergillaceae
Exons: 1
Coding region: 66-332 (88 amino acids)
Source: RefSeq, a predicted model, not a curated record
AAUUCACCUACACAGUUCCUUCCCAUUUCACGCUACCAGAUCACCGACCAGAAUGUCGGUCCGCUAUGAAUCACGUGCACCUCCAUUAUUGGCCAGCACCCGUUCCACAUACUCGCCUGAUUCCGACUAACCUAACCCCACCACACACCUACCCGCACGAACCCGUUCUUAAUUCUAUAUCAAACUCUGCAAUACAUACUCAACAAUCAAGGCCGGCUGGCCCAAUGGCAAGGCGCUUGACUACGAAUCAAGAGAUUGCAGGUUCGACCCCUGCGUCGGUCAGUUCUUUUUGUAUUUUUUCCUAUAUGAAUUUUGUAUACUAUACACUGUAAAUGCUCGUGCCCUUCCC